Halichondria panicea is the source of this 1205-nucleotide messenger RNA. RefSeq lists its product as uncharacterized. The transcript is spliced from 7 exons. Bases 1 to 1005 code for a protein of 334 amino acids. The record is from RefSeq and is a predicted model, not a curated record. NCBI's taxonomy places the organism in Eukaryota, Metazoa, Porifera, Demospongiae, Suberitida, Halichondriidae.
AUGAACUUGAUUGGCUCUAAUUUCAGUGGAGCUGCUGGAACUCUUUUACUGGCAAACAUUUUUCGAGCAUUUCAAUCACUAGAAAAACUUAACUGCUCUGACUGUUCUCUCACCUCUGCUGACAUCAUAAUGCUUAUCCACCAUCUCAAGUCUGCCAAUGUAAUAUGUAAGAGUUUAAAUUGGUUGUAUCUCAGCAACAACUCCAUUGAUAAUGAGGGAGUGAUAGCUCUCACUGAGUGUUUACCAGAGCUGUUUCCUAGACUGAAGGUUAUUGGCAUCGUUUACCAGGCUGGUGUUGAUGUCUAUGGUAAUCCUGUGAGCGAAGAGUUGAUACACAUGUGCAACAAACACUUGGAGGCCUUCGAGGAAUCCCGUAAAAUCGCAAUUCUGAAUGAGUGGGAGAGAACGUGUCUACCUCCGCAAAACGAUGAGAUGGCUCACGUUUUCUACAAAAUUUGGGUUACGCUACUGUCAAAGAUGAUUGAGGUGGCUAAACUAUUUGACCUCGACCGAACAGACGAUGCACUGGACACUCUUGGUACUGUUUGUUACCAGGAGUCCCUACAAAUUACAGAAUCACCUACUGUACGGUCUACUCAAAUAAUGGAACAAGAGGAAACAGACUUUGUUGUAUCAGUUUCUGACUCUAAUAGUGAUGAGAAAGUUACGCCACCCCUCCAACCUUCAUCUCCACGAACAACUCAAACCGGUUUAGUCCCUCCAGAGUUGACUCUCAAUGUUCUGGACAAGGAGCUCAAAACACUCACAAAACCAAUACAGUUUGGGGUCAGUUUGAGGAUAAUUCCCCAACACCGACUGGAGGUCAUCCAGCAAGACAAUCGAAAUGAUACUGAAGGUCAGAAGAUUGCCCUGUUCCAGUUCAUUGCCAAGAACUACAAGAGUCUAGGAAUAACUUGGAGCAUUAUUGCCGACGCUCUCCAUGACAUUGAUUAUGGGGACUUGUCAUCAGUUGUUAGGGGAAAAUACUGCACUGACUAUAUCUAGAAUGUGACUUUGUUCAUUCACAUAAUAUAGACUACAGAUCGUAAUAUUAUAGUUGUAGAUCUAGUACUUUUUUUUAUUGAUGUAUCGAGUCCUUUGUUGUUAGAGUUUGUUCUUAUUUUUAAGGAGUUUGUAUUGAAAACUGAAACUGCAUGUAACAGCGUGUUUGUUUUUUAUCUACGUAUACCACCUACUUACUUCGA